AUGACCUUAAUAACCUCGACACUUCUUGUUUUGUUGUUACUCUCACUGACUCGGAGAGAAAAGAAAAAACAUACGCGAGAGAGUGAAGAAGCUCUGUUCUUUCUCUUCCAAAGUUCCGAAUCUACUGUAGCGGCAAGUGUGUUUAUGUUAGAGUAAUUUUAUAGAUCUAUUUAAAUAAGAUCGGUAUGGGUGAGGAAGGACCAGUGACUGAAGUUUCUAAGACUGAUUCAAAUGGAAGUAGCGUUCCGGUGAAAUCGUUAGGUGAAGUUGUUGAGAAGAAAGACUUGGGAGCUGAUGGAGGGAAAGUCUUGGAGAGUAAUGGAGUCAAAGAGGUGGAAGGAAAUAAUAUAAAAGAAGUUGAAGAAGAUAAGAAAGUUGAGGGUGUGGAAGAGGUACAAGAGGAUAAGAAAGCUGAUAUUGUGGAAGAAGUAAAAGAGGAUGUGAAAGAUGAUGUGGUGGGCGAAGUAAAAGAGGAUAAGAAAGCUAAUGGGGCUGAUGAGGUAAAAGAGGAUAAGAAAGAUGAUGGAGGGGAUGAUGAUAAGAAAGUUGACGUGGUAGAAGAAAUAAAAGAAGAUAAGAAAGAUGAUGGGGUGGAAGAAGUAAAAGAGGAUAAGAAAGAUGAAGGGGUGAAAGAAGUAAAAGAGGAUAAGAAAGAUGAUGGGGUGGAAGAAAGAAAAGAGGAGAAGAAAGAUGAUGAGGCUGAUGAAGUAAAAGAGGAGAAGAAAGAUGAUGGUGUGGAAGAAGUAAAAGAGGAGAAGAAAGAUGAUGAGGCUGAUGAAAUAAAAGAGGAGAAGAAAGAUGAUGGUGUGGAAGAAGUAAAAGAGGAUAAGGAAGUUGACGGUGGAGAAGUAAAGGUGGAAAAGAAAGAUAAUGAAAUCGAAGGGGGAGAAGUAAAAGAGGACAUGGAAGUUGAUAGUGUGAAAGAAGCAGUGGAGGAUAAGAAAGAUGACGUACAAGAAAUAGAAGAGGAUGACAAAAAUGUUACUGAAUCUGAGAAUGAGAAAAUGGAUGUUGAUGACGAGGUUAAGGAAACUACAGAAGGUAAAGAAGAAAAGGAAAAAAUAGAAGCUGAAAAAGCAGACUUGAUGGAAGUAGAGGGUAGCGUUGAGGAGAAGGACGAGGGUGAUGAAGAGGAAAAAACUGAAGCAGAGACAGAGGAGAAGGAAGAGGGUGAUGAACAGGAGAAAUCUGAUGCAGAAACAGAGAAGGAAGAGGGUGAUGAAAAGGAGAAAACUGAAGCUGAGACAGAGGAGGAGGAUGGCGAAGAUAAUAUUGAGAAACCAAAAGAAGAAGAUAAGGCAGGGGAUAGUAAGGGUGAGAAAGGAUCAAAAAAGCGUUCAAGAGGGAAGGUUAAUGAGGAGAAAGUGAAAGAUAAAAGAAAGGAACUGAAGCAGCCAGAGCCAAAGACUCCAACUAGUGAUCGCCCAGUGCGAGAAAGGAAAUCAGUUGAGAGGUUGGUGGCAUUAAUUGAUAAAGAUUCAUCCAAAGAAUUACAUAUUGAAAAGGGUCGUGGUACACCUUUAAAAGAUAUACCCAAUGUGUCAUUUAAGUUAUCUAGAAGGAAGACUGACGAUAGUCUCAAGUUGCUCCAUACAAUACUCUUUGGAAGGAGAGGGAAGGCAGUUCAGGUCAAGAGUAAUAUAUUGAGGUUUUCUGGUUUUGUAUGGCAUGAUAAUGAGGAGAAGCAAAUUAAUAAAGUAAGAGAAAAGCUGGACAGGUGUAAUAAAGAGAAGUUACUGGAAUUCUGUGAUUUUCUUGACAUAACAUUUAAUAAGUCAACAAUAAAAAAGGAAGAUGUUAUUGCUAAGCUGAUAGACUUUUUGGUUGCCCCUCAUGCAACUACAACUGUGCUACUUGCAGAAAAAGAGUCAAGUAAGAAGCGCAACCGUUCUGGAAAACGGGGUACACCAAGAUCUGGGACUAAUACUCCAAGAGGUUCUGCAAAGAGGCAGAAGAAAAAUGAAGAUUCUUCAGGAGUGGAGAAAAAGAGCACAACUGACACAGAAGAUGAAUCAGAGAGAGAAGAGAAAGAUGAAGAAAACGAGGAUGAAGCAGAAGAUGAUAUUCACGAGAAGUCUGAAGAUGAAAUACCAGAGAAAUCUGAAAGGGAAGAUAAAAGUGAUUCUGGGAGCGAAUCUGAAGAUGUGAAAAAAAAGAAAAAACCCUCUAAAAUAUCAUCUGAAAAGAAAGAGUCCUCUGGAAGAAGCAAAACUGGGAAAACUACAGUCACAAAUACAUCUCGCUCACCACCUAAGAGAACACCUAAGAAAUCAUCAAAUACCCGACCAAAGUCUGAUGAUGACAUUGAUGACAGUCCAAAGGUAUUCUCUAGGAAGAAGAAAAAUGAGCAAGGGGGAAAGCAGAAGAUACCAACUCCAACUCCAACCAAGUCUUCCUCUAAGUCGAAAGAGAAAACUGAAAAGGUUACUAAGGGAAAAGGCAAGAAGAAAGAGAAGUCCUCAGGUCCCAGUGACGAUCAGUUGCGCAAUGCAAUAUGUGACAUUCUUAAAGAAGUUGACUUCAAUACGGCCACAUUUACCGACAUUCUUAAGCUACUCGCUAAACAAUUUGAUGUGGAUCUCACCCCAAAAAAGGCAGAUAUUAAGCUCAUGAUUCAGAAAGAGCUGGAAAAACUAGCUGAAGAAGCAGAUGAAUCCGAGGAAGAUGAAGAGGAUGCCGAAAAAAAAUGAAGGCCGGUCUUCGGGCCAGAAGGCUUAAGCCUGACUGUGGAUUAGACAUUACUGCUUGGUGUUAGGUUUUUAGCAAUGCAUACUGUAAUUCUCAUGUACACUUUAAAUUGUGUAGAGGUGGCUGUACCUUAUUCUUAGUUCUUAACAUCCUUCCAAUCUUAAGAUAUCAAACUUGUAUUUUGCCAUAAUUUAGUGCUGCCUUUUGGUUGGGUGCCCGCAUGUAGUUUAUUAUGUACACAUCAUCACAAUUGUUGAGCCUUUUUUACUUUCUAGUUUCAACAAUCUGUCUAUUUAUAAAUAUUUAACAUUUAAGUUGACA
Messenger RNA from Trifolium pratense (red clover), 3009 nucleotides. RefSeq names its product DEK domain-containing chromatin-associated protein 4-like. Gene Ontology annotation, biological process: regulation of double-strand break repair; chromatin organization. The record is from RefSeq and is a predicted model, not a curated record. Gene Ontology annotation, molecular function: histone binding; DNA binding. The transcript is spliced from 12 exons. Gene Ontology annotation, cellular component: nucleus. NCBI's taxonomy places the organism in Eukaryota, Viridiplantae, Streptophyta, Magnoliopsida, Fabales, Fabaceae. Bases 186 to 2690 code for a protein of 834 amino acids.